Molecule: messenger RNA, 1902 nt
Organism: Phyllopteryx taeniolatus (common seadragon)
Lineage: Eukaryota; Metazoa; Chordata; Actinopteri; Syngnathiformes; Syngnathidae
Product: endophilin-B2-like
Exons: 11
Coding region: 100-1092 (330 amino acids)
Cellular component (GO): cytoplasm
Molecular function (GO): protein binding
Source: RefSeq, a predicted model, not a curated record
AGGUCUCGGUUCUGGAGCCGUGACGUCACUCAUCGUCUUUUCUGCCCGGAAGAGUGGAACAGCCCACUCGCUAGCUAGCCGUAGUCCUUUAGCCACGCGAUGGAUUUGAACGUGAAAAAGCUCGCCGCUGGUGCUGGGUUGCUUUUUACACGGGCUGUUCAGUUUACAGGAGAGAAGCUGGGCCAGGCGGAGAAGACAGAGUUGGAUGCUCACUAUGAAAACCUAAUGAGCCGCGCGGACUGCACCAAAAACUGGACUGAGAAGAUUUACAGACAAACCGAGGUCUUGCUGCAGCCCAACCCAAGUGCUAGAAUUGAAGAGUUUCUCUACGAAAAGUUGGACCGGAAGGCACCAUCCAGAGUUACCAAUGGGGAACUACUAGGUCAUUAUAUGGAGGAGGCUGCUAAUGAAUUUGGUCCUGACACUCCAUAUGGAAGCAGUUUAAUCAAGGUGGGAGAAUGUGAGCGACGAUUAGGAACAGCUGAGAGGGAGUUACUUCACACGUCAGCCCUCAGUUUUCUUACACCCCUCAGGAACUUUCUGGAAGGAGACUGGAGGACCAUUACAAAAGAACGGCGUCUAUUGGAGAAUCUUCGCCUUGAUCUGGAUGCUGCCAAAGCACGUUUGAAGAAGGCCAAAGCAGCAGAGGCAAAGGCUGCGAUGGCUCCAGAUUUUCAGGAGACCAGACCGCGCAACUAUGUGCUCUCUGCUAGUGCCUCUGCUCUUUGGAGUGAUGAAGUUGAAAAAGCUGAACAUGAACUGAGGGUUGCCCAAACAGACUUUGACCGACAAGCAGAGGUCACACGGCUUCUUUUGGAGGGUAUCAGCAGUACACAUGUGAAUCACCUCCGCUGCCUGCAUGAGUUUGUGGAGGCCCAAGCAACUUAUUAUAAGCAGUGUCACUUCCACAUGCAAGAACUAAAGAAAGAACUUGGAAGACUUCCAAAUGCUUUUGCACAUAACUCCACCGGCUCCAUGGCUACCGCAGACUUGACAUCGGGAGGAUUCAACAACACUGUUGAGAUGGAGACCCUGAAGAUUGAGGAAGUGCAAGCACCUGCUGCAGGAACUCGCAAAGCCAGUCCUUUAUGAUUACGAUGCUGCUGACUCUAGUGAGCUUUUCCUCAUAGCAGAUGAGUUUUGCAUUUUUUCUCUACUUUUUGUACACAGACACGGACCUUUUCUUUCGCCAAAGACGCAGAGUACGACGCAGCAUGGUGGGACCCGAGAGACGAGGUGUAAUUACCAUAUCGCAAAUCAAUGAGAUUGUUUGUCUACCUUACUAACAUAAUGUUAACGCUCGGGAUGCUCGCUGUUAAUUGUGACUACCAUCGAAUUUGUGGUUAAAUUGUUUAUUACGAAGGUAACAAAUACAGUAGAACAUGAAUAUAACAACCAGAAAUUUACUUUUAGGGUGCUUAAAGGUUUUGCUCAGUUUAGGCAGUGUGACAUACGUAUGGCCAGUAUACUAGGAUCUGAUCUGUAAGUGGCUACAUUUUGAGUCAACGAGGUGGAAAACGUGCCAAAGGUGUUCGGAUAGGAAUGAGAGUCAAAUGGGUGAUUUACCCAGAGGAGAGUUUUGGUGAAGUCAGAUGGAGGAAAUAUUUGUUUCCUCUUGAGGUGUCUUCUUUUUAGUCUGAAAAAACUGAACACUUCCAAAACUUGUAGUCGUACAAAGAAUGUCUUAUUCCUAGUCAGCUGGUCUAGCGCAAACUUCCACAAGCAUGAACCUCAUGUAUUAAUUUUUCACAAAAAGCAAAAAUGUUAGCUGAAGUGAAUUUGCACAACGGCCGUUAAUGCCUUUUUUAAAUUAAUGCCUUAUCUUGUAUGCCCAAUGUGAAUUUAAGAAAUAAAAACUGUUGAUUAUAUAUACUAAUAAUAAUAAUAAAAAAAAAAAAAGAA